Penicillium hordei is the source of this 1488-nucleotide messenger RNA. RefSeq lists its product as uncharacterized. The coding region runs from base 1 to 1488 and encodes 495 amino acids. The record is from RefSeq and is a predicted model, not a curated record. The transcript has 3 exons. Lineage: Eukaryota; Fungi; Ascomycota; Eurotiomycetes; Eurotiales; Aspergillaceae.
AUGGUGGUCCAGAAAACCAAGCCUGAGCUCCAUGAUGCCAUGGGAGCCACUCCCACGACCGACCAUUGGGACGUCCUCGUGUCUUAUUCGUCGGAGAACCUCAACAAAUAUCUUCAGGAGUCGUGGAACAAGCGCGAGAGGCUAGCCAGCCCCAGGAUUGAGGUCCCGGGGGGCCACUUGGGCCGAAGAUGGACCGAUAUUUUCGAGCUGAGUCUCGAAAACCCGAGUCUCCAUUUCACGUCAACGGCGCUGGAGGCCACGGCGGAUCUAGUCUUGCCGGUCAGUGGCAAGACCUAUGAUGCAAAGAACCCUAAGGAAAGCUUGGAGAUCCCCAAGGGUCAAUUCGCCUACAAGGUCACGGUCCCCAUUGUCAGCAUCAAUGGAGAUGGAAGCGAAGCCCCGAAGAGCGGAAACGCCAUUCAUUUCAAUGACAACGGAGGUGACGGCAAGACCAAGACCUUCUACAUCAGCUUCCACUUCCGGAACGAGAAGUCCAUCUGGAAGCUCGAUGACAAGCAUGCCGACGACACGAGCGACGAAGCUAAUGCCCUACGCAACGCUACCGAAGAGCUCAGGACAUAUUUCCAGAACGCCAACAACGGCAGCAUCGACUACCACAUAGCGGAGGUAUCCAAUGCUAAACACAAGGACAUGUCGGACACGCUCACACCGACAAGAUUCCACCUGGCGAGUCAGGACGGAGUCCUUAGCGUCUUUAUCAACACCAAGAGCAACAAUAUGGACACGGGAAAGUCCAACUGCCAGUUUCAGCCCAAGAGCGGGAGCGAUUGUACUCCUAUCCCCAAGGACUACGACGCGUCCAUCAUCAUCUCCCGCGAAUGGUUUGUAAACCAGUAUCUCAUACCCGGAAUCGAGGCCUCGGGCAAAAAGUCGCACCUAACCGAGGUCAAGGACUCCGGGUUGGGACAGGAACAGCAGGGGCUCAAGCUGGCCCUCAAGUACGAUCAGCAGCAGGUGGUUUCGGGAUCAUUCCCCUCGACCCGGAGCAAUUUAGCGUAUGGAUCAACCGACAUUGACUUUGACGAGCACCCUGUCCACCUCGUCAUUAGCAGUGACAAGGAGCUCAACUGCGCGCAGUACCAGUGGGAGUGGAAGCAGGAUGGAACAGUCCACUAUCAAGUUUACAAACAGUUCGACACGCCGACUGGCUCUCAUGGCUUUUGGCAGGACUAUAACACCACUUAUACGGGGAAAAUUGAAUGUGAACCGCGCAGCCUGGCCAAACUCGGCGACAACACGGUGAAUUUCUCCCUUGACUUUGACAAGGGCAACCGGCCCUUGGUUGAAACCAAACUAUCCGACCUUCAGGUGACUUGUUCUCUCCCCGAAUUGCAUCUAAAUCUUCCAGAGCUCGAUUACUUUCGCACCACCAACGUGUUUUGCCCCGGACAAAAAGUCAUUGAAGUGACCGCCUGCAUGGUUCCGUUUGACUUUGUUCUGUUGGGCCAUGUCAUGGUACCCAAGUGA